GCGGAAGCGAAGUGAGCCAGUGCAAGCGAGAGAAGAGAAGAGAGAAGAGAGAAGAAGAAGAAGAAGAAGAAUCAGCAGCAGAAGCAGGAGCAGCAGAAGAAGAAGAAGCUUGGAGCUUGAAGCUAGCUACGAAGCAGAAGCCAGAAGCAAGCGGUCGGUCGACUGGCCCGCCCGGAAGAGAGAAACGAGCUCGCAUCGGUCUCUGAGGUCGAGGUCGAGGCCGAGGUUGAAAUAGAGAGAUCUAGCUCUGCGUGUGUCCGACGACCCACCCUGCUGACUUGGUUGCGAUGGAUGGAUGGGCCACUGCGAAGGGGCAAGGGAGAAUGAAAUCAAUGGUCGUGACGCCGAUGAUGAAGAUACCCGACCUGUAAGAGAUCAGAGAUCAGAGAUCAAAGAUUUGCGAUUUCCUGCUGUCGGGCGAAGCAAGUGGAGGAAAAUCUGGUGAAGCUUGCAAAUGAACCGCGGAGGAAAAGCUACGGCACCACAACCGCGUAAAUCUUGAGGAGGAGGAGGAGGAGGAGGAAGUAGAAGAGGUUGAUGAUGAUGAUGAGCCCACGGGAGGGUAGUCAAAUUCAGGUUCAGUGAAUGUGUAAGUGUAGCAGGCUCGAUUUGAUCACGAUCAUCAUCACGAUGGUUUAACCAGGAUCGACGAAGACGAAGAGGAAGAAGCACAAGCAGAAGAAGGCCGACGAAAGAUUUCUGAGACGAUCUGACGAGGAGAGAGACUGACAUACAGCUGCAGUAUCAACCUUAGCACCCGAUUUUCUGAGCGGGUCGGAGUACCAUCAUCAGACUAAAGUAGACUAGUUGGAGAGAGACGUGUGCUAAACGGCAGAUUGAUCUGAACUAUGCUGCACGCUUGUGCUUAGUUGCACCUGCGCAAGGCGUCGAGACACAUUCAGACUCACUCACACACACUCACACAGACAAACUAGACGAGACGGACGAGGCGAUGAUGAUCGUGGCGGAGUCCGCAGGUGCAGUGAAAGUAGACCUGGAGACCGAUUCGGAAGAGCAAGAGAUUAGUCGUAGUACCUGUCGUAGUGAUCAGUCGUGGAAUUUGAACUGUGCACCGGGGCAAACGUCGCCAGAACCUUGGACGAUGAAAAUGAGUCCAGCGCUCGCACCGAAGAGAAAGAUGUGUCAGCUCGAUGGAGAUAAAACAGCGACAACAACAACAGUAGACAAAGACGAAGAUGACGACGAAGAAGACGACGAAGACGACGAGGACGGAGAAAAACUCAGCUCAGACUCGUCGUCCCGGCUCGAGCUCGAGCUGCUGCGGUUUUACUACUGGGAUGCGAUCAGAUGGGUGGAAUUCCCGUCCAAGGCCAACGCUGUGCUGGGGGCGGCCUUGCAAAGAAACUGUGAAUCCGUGGUUCUGCCCGCGGGCGAGAAUCGCCUGUACAAGAUUGAUUUCAGGACGAAGUCGCAAAUGAACCUCAAGACCGGAUACGUGCGAUCCGUCGCGUGGGAGGGCUCGUGCCGAGGCUCGAGAGAGGUGGCCGGAUUCGAGAACCCUUUCGAGAGGCAAGAGCUGCUGCCGAGCGAUGACUGCCUCAGGAUGAUGAUGGCCGGGACCGUCUGGAAGCAGGAUUCGACGAAAUCCUCCGCCGCUCCGCACUCCUCCGAGAGGAUGCUGAUGGAGGCGCCGGCCCCUUCGAUGCUGCCAUACCCCUUCCAGUCGAAGGCGGUGGAAACCUUCGCCAAGCUCGGGGACAAGGUCGCAGUGCUCGAGCCCGGGCACAAAGAGUUCAGCGCGGUGCACGAUGUGUUCAGCAAGGGGUUCAGAUGCCGGCCGCCGCAUGGCAAGCGGCCCAGGCUCACGGCCGUGCACAAGGUGCUGAACACGGAGGCGAAAUUGAGAUACUUCGGCGAGCAAAUGCAGUCCAUGGAGAGGUCGCGCGGCAAUGCCAAUCUGCGCCACGCCUGGCACGGCAGCUCGGCCGACGCCAUCGUGUCGAUCGUCAUGUACGGGUUCGGCCAGCGCCCCAUGUCGCUCAAUGGCAACAAUUUCGGCUGCGGCACGUACCUCGCCCCGUUCUCCAAGCUCGACGUCAGCGCUCAGUACGCCGAGCAAGACGAGAACAAGGAGCAACACGUUCUCCUCUGCGAGGUUGUGCUGGGCGAGAGCGAGACCGUCUCGCCGGGAUCGUGCCACAGAUUUCUGCCGAGCAGUACGAGCUACGACAGCGGAGUGGAUGAUCCCGACAAUCCCAACCUCUACAUUGUCUGGACUCCCUUCAUCAACUCACACAUAAUUCCGUGGUACAUUGUGAGCUUCGUCACCGAAGAAGCCAGGCACAAGCUUUCUGGGCCGGUGCGACGAUCGCCGGACAUUAUUCGUCCGUCGCCGUACCCUUGUGCGCGAAAACCACCGAUUCUCGAACCCAAGCAUGUAAAUGAACUGUUCAAUCCUUCGGGUUUACGGACAUUUUCCAAGUCAGGGCAGCUGGAGCUUCUGGCACGAGCGACGGCGGCCUUGCCUGCGAUGGUAUCGUGUCGAGGCCGGGGAGCGAACGAGAAUGCGGACCACGGCUCGGACAACUGCCUUCUGAAGGCACUGAACGCCUCGAAGCAAAAAUUACACGAGGCUGCGAGAAGUAUCCAAGCGAAGAAAGCUCAGAACGUAGCGGGCCUAGCGCCCAAGGACGACAAAUCCAGAUCAGGCAGAAUCAACUUAAACCUAGGAUUGAACAUCGAUGGGUUCUCUUAUCAAUCGAGACACCCAAAUUGGUUAGCUCAAAGUCAGAGACACCAAUAGAAUGUAAACGUAUGAGAGCUGUGUAGUAAAUUUGCGUUAGAUAUUUAUUUCAUUCAGAGCUGUCAUGAAAACUUUCAUGUGAACUGGUGCAGCAGCAGCAUGUGCCGGGGUCCCUAUGAUCAUGAAAAGUAAGUCUGGCAUCAAAGUGUCAUGACACAUGCUAUUUUGGACAGUAAAUCUCCGCCGACUAAUUUCAGGCCAUCCAUGUUUACGUUCCCUCGCUCCCUCUCGGACGUCGUCUCGUUCCUCCGCUGCAGGCCUCAGCCGCUGGCAUGACAUGAGCAUGUGUUGGCAUGCAUCAGCUCAGUCAACGCUUCCAAUCCUUUCCUUUGCACCUCUCCAACAUGUGUAUUGCCUGCCUGCCUGCCUGUUGCCAUGGCAGACAGGAGGAGCACUGCAGUUUGUGUGUAAGUAGAAGGCCACCUCAACUGUAAUGCACAGCAACUGCCAGUCGUUGAUUUGUAAGAGAAGAACCACUCGUACCCUCGUGUUUUAGAGGGCAAGGACUUAGAGAGGAGGAAAGGAGAAAACUCUUCUAGAUCCAGGUUGGGCCUCCUUCCCAGCACUGGUCUCCUUUUCUGCGUUUCUGCCACUGCAUCGCUCGUGUAAACGGGUGUUGUGGGAAAGAUCAUGAUGAUAGCAGUUACUUACCAGCCAGCUGCUAAGUUAUCGUCCGUCCUUUCUCUGACCAACAUAGUCUACAUGCUAUCUUCGGUCUGGUCUCAGUCAUGGAGGUUUUCAACUGCAUCGAAGGAGUGGAUCUGAAUCUGAAUCAGUAGAACGAAUGUUGCUCGGUGAGGUUUCCGCCCCACAAGACUCGUCGACUUUGGUUGUUGCCCAGCACUGAGUUGUGGGAUGCCAUCCAGUGCGGGCCUGGUAAUGAGGUGAGAUUUGCCCAAAGUCAAUGCCAAGCUCGCAUUGCACUUGUGCAGCUUCAGUGUGGACUUCGUUCUCAUGCUCUUGCAGCUGUGAAAUUUCUGUGGAAGUAAUCAUGGCUUGCAUUUUUGGGCCCUUGAUGUGCAUGCCCAUAUGUUGUCAUGGCACAUUCCACCAAAUUACUGAGGAUACGUAAAAUCACAGCUUACAGUGCCCACGAGGCGGAGCCGUUGCCAGGAGCAGAAAAUUCUUAUCAGUGGUGAACAGCUUCGGAUGUUUAUGACCAAAGCAUUCCGAGGGAGCUUUGUUGAGCCACUCCGCGAAAGUAGCUCUCGUUGGUUUCAGGCUACCGAUCUGAUCACGUCGCGAAAAUCAUUCUCCGCUCAGUCGUAAUCGCACAGUUGCCAACAUAUUUAAGAUCGCGUGAUUUGUUCCAUAUAGUGAAUUCGGUUUGCUAUUGU
This is a messenger RNA of Marchantia polymorpha subsp. ruderalis, 4101 nucleotides long. The record is from the annotation of a GenBank genome assembly. NCBI's taxonomy places the organism in Eukaryota, Viridiplantae, Streptophyta, Marchantiopsida, Marchantiales, Marchantiaceae.